This is a messenger RNA of Closterium sp. NIES-67, 4383 nucleotides long. The record is from the annotation of a GenBank genome assembly. Lineage: Eukaryota; Viridiplantae; Streptophyta; Zygnematophyceae; Desmidiales; Closteriaceae.
CCCCAUCACUGCACCGCACGUCUCUAGUCUCCUCAACUCGCGCGUUUCCUAGAGGAUCCCAUACCCAGCCCCUCCCGCGUGACUAUAACGGACGGCCAUGGCGGCGUCAGGGGCGGACGCGGUGAGCGCGUGGCUGCUGCAGACCACGAGUGCUGACGAGGCCGCCGUGAGAUCUGCCAGCUCAGCACUGGAGGAAGCUUCCAAGCACCCGGGGUUCCUGGGCCACGUGCUGUCCGUCGCAGCAGUGCCCGGCUCCCCUGCAGCUCUCCCUGCAGCCCUCUAUUUCAAGAACGUUGCCGUGGUCAAGUGGCGGGGGGCGGGCAGCAAGGGGCACGUGCAGUUGCCAGGGGGGAGGGAGGAGCAGGAGGCGGUGCGGGUGCAACUGGUGGAGGUGCUACUGCGGUGCACGCCAGGGAAGAUCCUGACCGUGCUUACGGAAGCGUUCUCUGCGGUGGUUCGAACCGAGUUGGCUUCCCCCUCCGGCUGGCCGCAGCUACUCCCAGGGCUGAAAGCGGCCCUGCAGUCCAUCACUGUGCUUACAGUCCUUCGUGCCGUCACUAAGCCUUACAGGUACUUCCUGGACCCCAGCAAGGAGAAGGAGCCCGUGCCGCCAGUGCUAGAAACGAUCACCUCUGACCUGCUGCUGCCGCUCAUGCCGCUCAUGCACCACCUCAUCACGGCUCAGGCGCAGCUGUCAAGCCCUCAAGCACCAUCACCUCACGACGAAGCCCUCCUGCUCAUCCUCAAGACCCUCCACCUCUCGGUGCAGAGCCACAUGCCAGCCGCCAUUCGCAAGAAUCUCGAUGCCAUCGUCCCUGAGCUGCUGCUUCUGCUAUCGCACUGCCCGGCAACCCUAGCUGCUGCAGCUGCUGCUGCUGCUGCCGCCGCUCAGGAGGGCAUGGAGGGGGGAGGGGGGUCGGCGGAGGGGGGGGCUGUGGUGUGGGAGGUGCGGCUGAAGGCGAGCAAGAGAGCGCUGCAGAUCUGCCAAGCGCUGGCGAGCCGGCACCAGAAGCUGGCGAAUAAGCACUUUCCCGCCAUGGUAGACUCCAUCAUGGGCAUCGUCUGCAAUUCUCUGUGGACCAAUAAGCCCUCUUCAGCUGCCCGUCGUGUUGCCGCGGUUGCUUUCAACGCCAUCUCGCAAGUGCUCGACUCCGCUCCGGGUUGGAAGGUGGUGGCUCCCAACUUCGCCCAUCUGCUUGAGUCGGCCAUCUUCCCCGAUUUGGAGCUGUGGGAUGAGGACGAGGAGGAGUAUGUACUACGGAAUCUACCCACAGAUUUAGAUGACUUGGAUGAGAUUGACAGCUAUGAUCCACGGCAGUGUGCUGCUCACCUGCUGGCGCUCAUUGCCACUUCCAAGGGCAGCCCAGCCAAGGGCAAGCCGGGAGCAGCAGCCGCACCCUCCAAGUCGACUUCACCAGCAGCAGGCAGAAGGAGACAGAGACGGCCGGCCGCCACUAAGGACACGGAUGCAGCAGCUGCCACUGUGGUGCUUCCUUUCCUCUCCAGGUUCGCCGUACCGGCCGAUGCUGCAGUCCCGUUGGACGGCAUGUUUGCGCCGGGGGAAGGGGGCGGCUGGCUCCUGCGGAUGCAGCCAGUGCUGCUGUCGUCCACGCCACGUCAGCGCCGUCCUACUGGCCUCUGCCACGUGGCUGCUGGGAGAGCUCUCUGCCGCCCUGCCAGAGUCCCUGCACGCCCCUGUGUACGGGGCGACCAUGAAGGCCAUGGCAGCGGGGACGUGGACGGGCAGUCGUGGGCCGUGGUGCGCACUGCGGCCUCUCAUGCCGUCUCCUACUUCAUCCAGAAUGACGUGGAGCCAUCCGAUUGGCUGGCGUUUCUUCAAGCCAUAGUAGCAGCAACAAGGGCAGCAGAGGAGAGCGAGGCAGUGAGGGCUCUGGACCUGUUGGGAGUCAGUGGCGGUGGAGGGGGGGAGGGCGUGCACGUGCACCUGCCAGCCAUUAUUGAUGCGGUGGCCAAUGACACGUGUGCUGCUCUGCCACCCCAAGACCAGCCCUGGUCUCAGGGGGGGAAGGGGGAAGGGGGGGAGGGGGGAGGGGGGGGAGGGGGGGGGGGAAGGGGGGGGAGGGAGGGGAGGGGGAGGGGAGGGGGGAGGGGAGGGGAGGGGGGGAGGGGGGAGGGGGGGAGGGGGAGGGGGAAAAGGGGGAAGGGGGAAGGGGGGAGGGGGGGGGGGGAGGGGGAGGGGGGAAGGGGGGAGGGGGAGGGGGCAAGGGGGGAGGGGGAGGGGGGAGGUGGAGAGGGGGAAGGGGGAAGGGCCGUGUGUGGGCGCUCUUCUCAGCGCUGGCGUCUCUGGUCGAGUCAUGGGCCGAUGACGAGCUGCCAGGGGGAGAGGACGAGGAGGAGGUGGAGGAAGGCGAGGAGAGGGAGGGGAGGGAGGGAGCAGGGACGGAGGAGCGGAAUCGGAGGGGCGGUGGAAGUGGCAGCGUCUGUGGCGCGGGUGCUCAGAGUGGCAUGGCUGAAUGAGCCGGUAGAUCCAUCCCUCUUGAAGACCCAGCCAUCAGUCGCACCAGCAUCAGAGCAAGGGGAGGACAAGGAGCCGCCCCCCACCUCGUGGUUCGACGCCUCUCUGCUGCUCUCCUUCGUGCUCAAAGCCGCUGCCAACGUUCCCUCCUCAUCCUCCUCCUCCGUCCCUGCUGCUACAACCGCUGCUGCUACAACCGCUGCUGCUGCUACAACCGCUGCUGCUACAGCUGGUGCUGCAGCAGCGGAUGCAGUGGUGCUGGUGGGGCAGUGGCAGGUGGUGCCCCUGUUGGACAAGUGGGUGGAGCUGAUUGCAGAGUGGACGGCUUGGGAGGAGGAUGAGGACGAGGCGGUGUUCCAGACCAUCGAUUCUCUGCUUCUGUUGAACAGCCGGACGCCGCUGCCAGACUUCAUUUCCAAGGCCCCUCCGCCGCCUCCUCUGCCACCCGUGCCGCCCCGCUCCAUCCUCGAAGGCAUCGCGUGCUUCGUCUCGUCUGCGCUCUCCGACGGCUCUCCUGCUGCCACGUGGCGCGCAUCCAGGCACUCCCACAUGCUGCUGAACGCUGCUGCCGCCUCCCUGACUCGCCUCUCCUCCUCCCCCUCCCUCUCCACCAUCCGCUACAUCGCCAAGCCCCUCCUCCUCUCCCUCUUCUCCUCCCUCCUCGCCUCCCCCGCCUCCGUCUUCCCCCUCCUCCUCUCCCCCGCGCCUGCUGCUCCUGCUGGGGGGAAGGAGGCGGGGGAAGGAGAGGGGGAGAAGGGGGAGGAGGGGGAGGAGGGGGGGUUGAUGCUGGGGGUGGUGGUACGGUGCGUGGAGAGCCUGCUAGCCUUGCACGCAGAGCCUGGGCUGGUCUUGGAAUCAGAGCUGAAGCUCACAGUUCUCGCCCUGACUUGCCUGGUGCAGCAGUCGGCAGCAGCAGCAGCGCAGACAGGCGCGUCGCUCCCAGCAGUCGUGCUGGCAGCAGCAAUGGCAGCGAUGCUGCGGCUGAAAGCGGUGAAGGAGGAGGCGAGCAGCAUGGAGGGGAGCGAGGAGGGGGAGAUGGGGGAUGACGAUGACGAAGAAGAAGAAGAGGAGGAGGAUGAGGAGGAGGAGAUCGACCUAGAUGGGGAUCUUGACGAUGCUGAGCUGGAGGCCGCGCUGAUGAGGCGGUAUGCGGAAGCGGCGACCAUGAUUGGCUCGAUGGAGGAGGAGGAGGCUGACGUGGAGGACGAGUAUGGGAUCGAGCUCGAGCUAGGUCUCACAGGUUUGCAGGACGAGCAGGCGGCGGUGAGGGCGUGUCUGCAGCAGCACUGGGCGGCUCUCGGCCCGCAGGUGGUCACUCUCAAGCCCUCACUCUCUUCUAACUUCGCUGAGGCCUUCCCUCCGGCCAAGCCGUUCCUUCUUUAGAGCUGCUUGCCAGGCUCUCCACUGCUAGAGCUGCUGCUAGGCUAGAAGGGGAGGGUAAGGAAGGGAAGGGAGGGAGCUAUGUGGGGCCUCUGCUGCUAGAGCUGCUGCUAUGUGUGGCGCAUCUCCUGCCAGCACUGGGCUGCUCUUGGCCCUCAGGUGGCCACCCGCAAGCCCUCGCACUCUUCUGAGCCUUCCCUCCUGCCAAGCCGUUCCUGCUGUGAGGCACUUACUCCCUCCCGCUUUAAGGCAUCUCAAGACAGCGGUGAGAGCUCGUCUGCAGCAUAACCGGGCCGCUCUUAGCCCGCAGGUUGUCACGCUCAAGCCAUCACCUGCUGAAUUUUCUCAAGCCCUACCUCUGGUCAAGUCGUUAAUGCUGAGAGACAAUUAGGCUUAGGCCCUAUUGCAUUACUGCCUUGCAUGCAAAGUUCCUGCUAACUUUUAGGGCAGUCUGAGAAUCAGACAGGGUACGAAAGUUGUCUGACCAUCAUAUGAGCUGUUUGGCUUGGUCUAAAAUUUCAGAUGAA